Molecule: messenger RNA, 551 nt
Organism: Prorocentrum cordatum
Lineage: Eukaryota; Dinophyceae; Prorocentrales; Prorocentraceae
Source: the annotation of a GenBank genome assembly
CAGAAACCCAACCCCGGCCCAGCUCGCCGCAGGCCUCGGCAUCCCGGGGAGGGUGUGGCCGUCGGGCCACCUGCUGGCGCGCGGGCUCGCGGAGGGCUGGCCCGGGCUGCCCGCCGUGCGCGGCCGCCGCGUGGCGGAGCUGGGCGCGGGCCCCGGCGUGCCCUCGCUCGUCUGCGGCCUGCUGGGGGCGGCGCAGGUGAUAGCCACGGACACCGAGGACGUCGUCGAGCUGCUCUCACGGAACGUCGCCCUGAACGGCCUCGGCUCCGUCUGCAGCGCGGUGUGCCUGGACUGGUGGCAGUGCGGCGGCGUGGAGCCCUGGGCGGACCCAGGCGAACUGCCAGGCCUGUCAAGAGGUGGGCUGACGCGUAACCCGUGAAGCUCUCUGGCGAUUGUAUUUUCCACGUUUCACCAUCCACGGCCUGCCCAGGCAGUUUCUUGACUGCCAGCAGGGGACCGCUCCCGGCAGGGAGUGGACGUCAGGCCGCUCUGCUCUGCUCUGCUCCUCGCAUCUCCUCGCCCUGUUGCCUGGCCUCGCUCGGACGUGUGCA